UCUCAGCUGCGACUGCAAGCAAAGACGAGAGCUUCUUCUUGAGAACCGGAGCUCCUCCCAUUCACAACCCAUUCAUAUCUAUACAUCGUAGGAUUGCAUACUCUCUCUUCACUUGCGAACGACUCUUUUCAAUGGCCGUCUCAGAUGGAGUACACUGAACCCAAGCUCGUUCUGUAUUCAUCUGUCUUGAAAAGCGCCAACUCUGAAUCAAACUUGCCGUUGCUCCGCCGGGCCGUAGAGGAGCUUUUUUCCCGGUAAGCAGAGUGAAAGGGUCUUCUUCUUCAUCUUCUCUAACAGCUUGAUGACUGCAUUUAAUUCCAUGCUGUAGCACCCAUCGAUGACUCGAAAGGAGUUUGUUUUUUUCUUUUCUUGGACCUUCUCUCACAUGCAUGGUUUCAAAAGCUUUGUGUGAAAGAUAAGCAUCCACAUACACCCACCACAAAAUCCUUUCUCACAUGGAACUUGUCUCCUAAGAGUGGACUUGCACCGUCAUUACUGUGUUGAUACUACCGAGAAGAAGAAGAAGCAGAGAGAGAGAGAGAGAGAGAAAGAGAACGAGAAACUGUAAUCGCCAUUUUUUGAUCAAACAGUCACAUUCCCUUAAUUUCACCACCACCUCAAAGGCCACAUUUCGACUCUUCCAUGGCCAAAAGGAGCCAUUUUGACACCAACCCUUUAUUCCUCGAGGCCUUCUUCUUCUUCAUUUGGUUCUCUAGCUCCAAAACCCUAGUCACUUCUCUUUCUUCUGAUGGCCAAGCCCUUCUCUCUCUCCUCACUGCUUUGGGCUCUUCUUCUUCCUCUUCAUCUCCAGUCCUUUCCACAUGGAAUCCAUCAAGCCAGACUCCAUGUUCAUGGCAAGGUGUCACUUGCUCUCCUCAGGAUAGAGUUAUCUCUCUGUCUCUGCCCAAUACUUUCCUCAAUCUCUCCUCUCUGCCUCAAGAUAUAUCAUCUCUCUCAUCCCUUCAACUCCUCAAUCUCUCCUCGACCAACAUUUCAGGAACAAUCCCUCCUUCUCUUGGCUUGCUCUCGCACCUUAGGCUUCUUGACCUCUCUUCCAACUCUCUCUCUAGCCCAAUACCCCCUGAGCUUGGCAAGCUCUCUUCACUUGAGUUCCUUUUCUUGAACUCCAACAAGCUCACUGGCAUUAUCCCUUCACAGCUCUCUACCCUUACUGCACUGCAAGUGCUCUGUAUCCAAGACAAUCUCCUCAAUGGGUCAAUACCAUCCCAGUUAGGCUCUUUGGUUUCUCUCCAGCAGUUCAGAAUUGGUGGGAACCCAUAUUUAACAGGGGAGAUUCCAGCGCAGUUGGGGCUACUCACCAAUUUGACCACCUUUGGUGCUGCUGCUACUGGCCUCUCUGGUGUGAUACCUCCCACAUUUGGGAACUUGGUAAAUCUCCAAACUUUGGCACUUUAUGAUAGUGAUGUGUUUGGUCCGAUCCCUCCCGAGCUCGGGUCGUGUUCCGGGCUCACGAAUUUGUAUCUGCACAUGAACAAGCUCACUGGUCCAAUCCCUCCCCAACUGGGCAAGUUGCAGAAGCUCACCAGCUUGCUUUUGUGGGGGAAUGGGCUAACUGGGCCUAUACCGGCUCAACUUUCGAAUUGCUCGUCGCUUGUUGUCCUUGAUGUCUCAGCCAAUGAUCUCUCCGGUGAAAUCCCCGGUGAUUUGGGGAAGUUGAUAGUUCUUGAACAGCUUCACUUGUCUGAUAAUGCGUUCACAGGUUCAAUCCCCUGGCAGUUGAGCAACUGCACAAGCCUGACUGCGCUUCAGCUUGAUAAGAACCAAUUGUCAGGCAACAUUCCGUGGCAAGUCGGCAACUUGAAGUUCUUGCAGAGUUUUUUCUUGUGGGGAAAUUCAGUUUCUGGAACGAUACCAUCCGCUUUUGGUAACUGCACCGAGCUUUAUGCACUCGAUCUUUCGAGAAAUAAGCUCACUGGUUCUAUCCCAGAAGAGAUUUUCAGUUUGAAGAAGCUGAGCAAGCUUUUACUAUUAGGAAAUUCGCUAACAGGAGGGUUGCCACCAAACCUAGCAAAGUGUCAGUCACUGGUGAGGUUGAGGCUUGGAGAAAACCAGCUUUCGGGUCGCAUUCCAAAAGAAAUUGGACAGUUGCAGAACCUUGUGUUUCUCGACUUGUACAUGAACCAUUUCUCUGGCGGGCUUCCUCAGGAGAUGGCCAAUAUCACAGUUCUUGAGUUGUUGGAUGUGCACAGCAAUCACAUAACUGGAGUAAUUCCUCCUCAGUUAGGGGAGUUAGUAAACUUAGAGCAGCUUGAUCUCAGCCAGAACAGCUUCACCGGCGAAAUACCUUCGAGCUUCGGAAACUUGAGUUACUUGAAUAAGCUCAUUGCCAACAAUAAUUUGCUCACAGGGUCGAUCCCGAAAUCAAUCAGAAAUUUGCAGAAACUGACUCUGCUUGAUCUGAGCUUUAAUAGCUUCACAGGUACAAUCCCACCUGAGAUCGGUUAUAUCACGAGCCUUACUAUUGGUUUGGACUUGAGCUCGAAUGGGUUGACCGGAGAACUUCCUGAGUCAAUGGCUGGGUUGACCCAACUGCAAUCGCUUGAUCUGUCACGAAAUAUGCUGUCUGGUAAAAUUGCCGUCUUGAGUUACAUGACCAGUCUUACUACCCUAAAUAUUUCCUGUAACAAUUUUUCUGGUCCAAUACCAAUAACCCCAUUCUUCAGAACUUUGUCAGGAAGUUCCUACCUAGAAAACCAUAACCUUUGCCAAUCAAUGGACGGAUCGACUUGUUCCACUGGCCUCUUUCGCAGAAAUGGGUUAAAAUCAGCUACAACCGUAGCUUUGAUUACUGUCAUACUAGCUAUAUUGACUGUAGCGCUCCUUGCUUCGUGGAUCUUGGUGACUCGAAAUAAUCGAUACAUGGUUGAAAAAUCUUUAGGGAUGUUGGCCUCAUCGUCGGGUGCAGAGGACUUCUCCUUUCCAUGGACUUUCAUACCAUUCCAAAAGCUCAACUUUACCAUGGAUAAUAUCUUGGAGUGCCUACGAGAGGAGAAUGUUAUUGGCAAAGGAUGCUCGGGAGUUGUGUAUAAGGCGGAAAUGCCAAACGGGGAAAUAAUUGCAGUGAAGAAGCUCUGGAAAACAAAACACGACGAGGAGCUGGCAGUGGAUUCUUUCGCUGCGGAAAUUCAAAUUCUGGGGCACAUUCGGCAUCGGAACAUCGUGAAGCUCCUGGGAUAUUGUUCUAAUAAGAGCGUGAAGCUCUUGCUUUACAAUUACAUAUCCAAUGGUAAUCUGAGGCAGCUUCUCCAGGGAAAUAGGAACUUGGAUUGGGAAAUUCGUUAUAAGAUUGCAGUGGGAUCUGCACAGGGUCUUGCCUACCUUCAUCAUGAUUGCGCUCCGGCGAUACUUCACAGAGAUGUCAAGUGCAAUAACAUACUUCUGGAUUCGAAGUUCGAGGCUUAUCUCGCAGAUUUCGGCCUGGCUAAAAUGAUGAAUUCUCCAAACUACCGUCACGCGAUGUCAAGAGUUGCUGGAUCUUAUGGCUAUAUUGCCCCAGAGUAUGGAUAUACAAUGAACAUAACGGAGAAGAGUGAUGUCUAUAGUUAUGGAGUGGUCUUGCUUGAAAUUUUAAGCGGGCGCAGCGCCGUGGAGUCCCAGGCGGGUGAUGGGCUCCACAUUGUCGAAUGGGUGAAGAAGAAGAUGGGAAGUUUCGAACCAGCCGUGACAAUCCUCGACACGAAGCUCCAAAGCCUACCGGAUCAGAUGGUGCAAGAGAUGCUUCAGACACUCGGGAUCGCGAUGUUCUGCGUGAACUCUUCGCCAGCGGAGCGUCCCACCAUGAAGGAGGUCGUGGCGCUGCUAAUGGAGGUGAAGAGUGUGCCCGAAGAGUGGGGGAAGACCUCUCAACCGCUGAUAAAGCCAUCGUCGACACAGAGCUAGUUUAGACGUUAAUUUUUCUUUCUGUAACUGUUAAAGACAUUGGUAAUUCGAUUCGCCUUUCGACCCCGAGAUGCAUAAAGCGAGAGUUGUUGAAUGAGAAAGACAGGGUAGGAUGCUUUAGGCCAUGAUUUAUUAGAUUAGAAUGGGGUAGUCUUGGGUCUGUACAGUUUUUAGAUGCGGCAAUGUCAUUGAUUUUCUUCAUCCUUUA
Molecule: messenger RNA, 4108 nt
Organism: Syzygium oleosum
Lineage: Eukaryota; Viridiplantae; Streptophyta; Magnoliopsida; Myrtales; Myrtaceae
Product: LRR receptor-like serine/threonine-protein kinase RGI5
Exons: 2
Coding region: 643-3900 (1085 amino acids)
Biological process (GO): hormone-mediated signaling pathway; protein phosphorylation
Cellular component (GO): plasma membrane
Molecular function (GO): protein binding; ATP binding; protein kinase activity
Source: RefSeq, a predicted model, not a curated record